AAUUGACUCGGUUCAGCUUUUCCGAGGAAAAAAAUCAGCAAUGGCUUCUUCUCCGUCGUCAGAUCCCACCGAUCCAGAUGCAGAAGCUCUUUUGCAGAACCCUAGUUUAAUCGAGAAGCCGAGCGUAGUAGAGCAAGGAAGUAUUUCCUUGGAGAAUGUCGCUGAAAAAGCCCUAAAUUUAGAAUCAACACAAGACGAAGAAACCCAGAAUCUGCAGGAUCCGGAGGAUUCCGACGGUAGAGAUCAGCAAUUAGAAGCUUCGAUUGAGGAAAGUAGGAACGAAGAGGACGAUAUGGACACGACGCAAGCCGUAAGCUCUUCUUAUUACCGCCGUGGGGGUGGACCGAAGCGGAAGAAAGGGAUUCAGAAGAAACGAAAGCAGCUAGAGAAGUCAAAAGAGAAGCUUGAGGUACUUUUGAAAACUUUGAAGCCCAUUGCUUUCGUUCCAUGUAAAACCCUAGAUUUUGCUCGGCAUGAGAAACUCUUGAAGACGUUAGGUCUGUGGGAUUUUGUGCAUUUGGAGUUUGAUCAAAAUAUCCGUCAGGAUCUAGUGGCGAACCUUGUUGCGUAUUAUAAUUCAGAGGGUCGAUGCAGCUAUGUAAAUGGUGCUAGGAUUAACGUCAGCCGUGCUGAUUUGGCUCGAGCGUUGAAGUUGCCUAAGAAGAAAGACUUUGUUGUUACAGAGGAGGAGAGAGAACUUCUGGAAAACGAUGAAUCUGUUAGGUUUAUUGAUGAGAUUCUUUCAACUUGGGUUCUACUGCAGAGAGAUGAUAUGUGGAUUAUGCCUGUAGAGAUUGUUGAAUGGACAAGGGAUAUAAAGCAAAAGCAUUUGGAAAAGUUAGACUGGCCUAAAUUGCUCUGGUUCAUGGUUGAGAAAGAACUGAAAGCGGAGCCUUUGCUUGGUGAUUGUUUUUUUGCUUCUCAUUUGCAGCUGUUGAUCAAAACACAGAAAGAAGAUUUACUAAAGGAAAAAUGUAAAGCGGAUAAUGAGGGGGAUGAUGAUGAUGAUGACGACGAUGUAAAGGAGGUUGAUUUUAUGGUAAAAUCUCCGAAAGAAGAUUGUUUGGAGGUUAAGGAAGAAGAUGUUGGUGCUGCAGAUUCAGGAAAGGAUGAUGGUGCCAUCGACUCGAAAGAAGACAAGUAUGUGGAAGAACAUAUGAUCGAAUUGAAUCUCGGGCAAGAGACUGUGUCAGAAAUGGUCUCUGGGGAAGAGCGAGGUCCUGUUGAGGGACAGCCAAUGGAUGUUGAGGAAAAUAAGAAAGAAGAGGAUGAAAGGUGGGCAUGGAAUGAAGACACUCAUGCUGGUUCUCAUUUCCUUCGCCGUUGCAAUCUUAGUAGUGCUAGGGAGGAAGACGAAGAUAAUCAUAUUGAAGGGUCCAUGGAAAUGGGAGAAGAUGAACCAAUUGAAGAUGUCGGGGAAGAGGAUGAGGAAGAUACAGAAAAGCAUGAAGAGGGGUUUCCUUUUUUUCCAAAUGGCGAUUCCCUUCAGGGAGUUGGCCAAGAGAAUCUCAUGUUGGGAGAUGCAUCUCCGUUAGGUUAUAACUCUGGGUUACAAAUUCAUGGCAAUUCAAUUGGUGGUGAUUUCCUUGCUUCUAGGGUUGACAUGCAUAUGACUAUGGGUUCAGGUAGUUCUUCUCUGUUUGGGAAUGGCAAUAACAAGAGGGAGAUUGAACACGAGAAUCAUAUUUCUUAUAAUUCUCAUAACCCCAGCAAUAAGAGGUUGAGGACCGAAGAACCUUCUUGGGAUGAAAAACCACCCCCAGUUGACAUGUGUUUGGAUCAGAUGGUGUACUGGAUUGAAAAAACUAGACUAUCAAAUGCUGAAAAAGACCGAGAGCGUGAACAAUCUGUUAUGAACCAGCAGUAUCUGAUGAGCGAACUACAAAGCAAGGCAGCAAUGAUUCAGGAAUUGGAAAGAACCAAGUUUGAGGAGCAACAGAGAAAAGAUAUGAUGAUCUAUAAGCUUGAGAGUGAGCUUCGCAUGAUGACAAGUGUAGUAGAGGGUUAUAGGAAGGCUUUGAAAGAAACACAAAAGGCAUCAAGAGAGCACAGAAAACGUUGCCCUUUGCGUGAUGAGAAACCGGUCUACAAGGAUGUCAAAGGUUCUGGAGGUUUAGUCCUGUGCACUACUGAAAUUGAAAAGCUGAGAUUGAAGCAAGAAGAGGAAGACAGAAUGACACGAACUCUAGUAGAAAGACAGAUUGAGGACUUUGAAAGUCGGUGGCUUAAUAAAUUUGAAGAACACAUGGAGACAGUAGAAUUGCUAAACGAGAGACUCAUCGAGAAUGAAAAUGAAGUGAAGAUAUUGAGAGAAACACUUUCGGAAAGCAAGAAUCAUGAGACAUCUGAAGUUGCUGCUGCUACAGAAGAAGUUGCUGCUGCUACAGAAGAAGCUGCUACAGAAGAAACUUGAGAUGCUCUAAAGGUUUCUGCAGAUCGGUGAAGGUUAUGAAGGUCAUUUGAACAAGCAUCAAUUUAGCAUCCUCAUUUUGUAUGAUAGACAAAUGAUGAUCGAAUCGAAUCUCUUCUUUUUAUCUCUUUCUAGGAAAUGUAACCAACGGUUGUGAUGUGAUCAAUGCCAAGUCUUAAUUAGCACUAAACAUUUAAUCAUCUC
Messenger RNA from Arabidopsis arenosa, 2614 nucleotides. The record is from the annotation of a GenBank genome assembly. NCBI's taxonomy places the organism in Eukaryota, Viridiplantae, Streptophyta, Magnoliopsida, Brassicales, Brassicaceae.